AUGUCCCUAACCUCACAUUCCUGCAUCUUCCAUGGCACGCAGGGCACUAGCCAGACAAAAACCGACUCCACUCAACCACCACCUAGCGGGACUCCCCACUCUACUGGGUCCGGUCCGUGUCUUGAGUGCUGCUGUGCCAAUGACCAAACAUUUCUGGCACUCAGUGAAAUUAUUUAUUCGCUGUCAUUUUAUCUAUCUCAAAAGGCAACAUCAUCAUCUAAAUCCUACUCCAACUCUAACUCUGACACAACUCAAACAACUGAGACAUCAACGGAUACUUCACUCCAACCGCUUGUAAUUCAUAACGAUGAACCCUUUGUCCCGCUAUCCAAACUGCCAUCAUCGCUUCCUGGUGUGUUAACUCCAACAAAGUCACUCCUUUUAGACCAGCUGAAUUCGCUUUUCCAAAAUGCUUAUACAUGCUUCGAGAGUCCUUUUGACCCACGACUAUACCAUUUUGUCUCAGAACCGGCUACCGUCGAUACACCCUCAGAAGACGACCUUUAUAGCGAUACUGACAUAGAAAACAAUGAUAAAGAUGAAGACGACACAUACUCUAAUGACUCUAAUGAUUAUGACUCUAGGUCUCUGCAUGAGACUUCUAACGAAUUUAGUAACAAUUCUAACGAUACAACAAGGACCUCCACAUCACGCACUAAUGGUGACUCCUCCAGCAGCUCUUCCUCUCCUUCCUCCGCAGCUUCAGCAAACUUCUCUCCCUCCACUCACACAAAAACUCUUGUGGCUGCUCUUUUUAAUAAAAUUCAAGCUCAACAAGCUGAACUGGCAGCUCAAUCAGUCCGAAUCCGCAUGCUUGAAUCCCAGCUUUCAGAGCUGAAUCCAGAGUUGUCCCAUCGAAAUACGGCAUCGCAACCUAUUCCCACAUCACCCUUUGCAGCAGCAACCCUCCAACCACUACACGCAGCUCACUAUGUAGCAACAACUGCCGAAAACGGAUCUUCCCCUACAUCCAUAGACGUUUUCCCCUACCCCUCAACUUCUCCCCGCGACCACUAUCUACUUGACAAAGAACUUACAAAGUCCCAGAAUGCAAAUAGAGCUUUCCAAAAGGCACUUCGCGAAAUUGGCGAAGUUGUCAUUGCUGUUGCCCAAGGUGACCUCUCUAAAAAAGUUACUAUCCAUGCUCGUGAAAUGGACCCUGAAAUUAUCAAGUUUAAAGAAACAAUCAACACCAUGAUGGACCAGCUUCAAAGGUUUGCCAACGAAGUCACAAAAGUCGCAACAGAAGUUGCUGGUGGUACUCUUGGUGGUCAAGCAGAAAGCGACGGUACUGUUGGUGUUUGGCGUGAACUAACAGAUAAUGUAAACGUCAUGGCUUCCAAUCUUACGAAUCAAGUCCGUGAAAUUGCUGAUGUGACGCGAGCUGUGGCACAAGGUGAUCUUUCGCGAAAAAUUAAUGUCCAUGCCCAAGGAGAAAUUCUUGAACUUCAAAAAACAAUCAAUACCAUGGUGGAUCAGCUGCGAACUUUUGCCUUUGAGGUCACUCGGGUUGCUCGUGAAACUGGUGUCGAAGGCCGGCUUGGUGGUCAGGCUCAAAUUGAAGGGGUUGAGGGUAUUUGGCGUGAACUUACAGACAAUGUAAACGCCAUGGCUUCCAAUCUUACUGAUCAAGUCCGAAAUAUUGCAAAUGUUACCACUGCUGUGGCGCGUGGCGAUCUGUCUCAAAAGGUGUCUGCAGAUUGUAAGGGUGAAAUUUUGGAUCUCAAGUCUACAAUCAACAAGAUGGUUGACCGCCUUCAAAACUUUGCCACUGAAGUUACUACUCUUGCUCGCUCUGUGGGUACUGAAGGUAUCCUUGGUGGUCAAGCCAAAGUUGAAGAUGUCGAAGGUGCUUGGAAAGAAAUUACGGAAAAUGUCAACGUCAUGGCUUCCAACCUCACAACGCAGGUGCGCUCUAUUGCACAUGUUACUACUGCUGUCGCCCAAGGCGAUCUCUCUCAGAAAAUUGAUGUUCAUGCUCAGGGAGAGAUGCUCGCUCUUAAAUCAACCAUUAAUAAGAUGGUGGACCGACUCCAGCUUUUUGCUUCUGAAGUCACUCGUGUGGCCAAAGAUGUUGGUAUCGAUGGUAAGCUUGGUGUUCAGGCUCAAGUCAGCGAUGUUGAUGGUCUUUGGAAGGAAAUUACCACUAAUGUCAAUACCAUGGCUGCCAAUCUUACAAGUCAGGUCCGUGCAUUUGCACAGAUCACUGCUGCUGCUACAGACGGUGAUUUCACUUCCUUUAUUACUGUCGAGGCUUCUGGUGAAAUGGACGCCCUGAAGACUAAGAUCAAUCAAAUGGUGCUUAAUCUGCGUGAAUCCCUUCAGCGUAAUACUGCUGCUAGAGAAGCUGCCGAGCUGGCUAACCGUGCAAAGUCAGAGUUUUUGGCCAAUAUGUCACACGAAAUUCGAACCCCAAUGAAUGGUAUUAUUGGAAUGACUCAACUGACACUCGAUACAGAGCUUACACAAUACCAACGUGAAAUGCUUUCUAUUGUUCACAAUUUGGCAAACUCACUCUUGACAAUUAUUGAUGAUAUUCUUGACAUUUCCAAGAUUGAGGCCAACCGAAUGACUAUUGAAAAGAUUGCAUUUUCUCUUCGUGGAACCGUGUUUGGUGCACUCAAGACUCUUGCGGUUAAGGCAAAUGAAAAGCCACUUGACUUGGUUUACAAGGUUGAUAAUACUUUCCCUGAUAAUCUCGUUGGUGAUUCAUUCCGCUUACGUCAAGUUAUUCUUAACCUUGUUGGUAACGCAAUUAAAUUCACUGAGAGCGGUGAGGUUGCACUUAGCGUCCGAAAAGCGGCUGACCAAAGUAGAUGCGAGCCUGAUGAAAUGAUGAUUGAGUUUUGCGUGUCAGACACGGGUAUUGGCAUUCAAAGCGACAAGCUUGACGUUAUUUUUGAUACUUUUUGCCAAGCCGAUGGUUCAACUACUCGAAAAUUUGGUGGUACUGGUCUUGGUCUUAGUAUUUCUAAGCGUCUUAUCAAUCUUAUGGGUGGCGAUAUUUGGGUCACCUCUGAACUUGGUAAAGGAUCUGAAUUUUAUUUCACACUGGCUGUUCAACCUGCUGAUACAGGCUUGACUCAGCUUCUUGAAUCCAUUGCUCCUUUCCGGAACCACUUUGUUUUGUUUAUUGAUACUGUCCACGAAAGGCGCGUCACUGAACAGCUUAUUGAAAAUAUGGCACGUCUUCACUUGAACGCUUGGGUUGUUCAUUCUGUAGAAGAGGCUCCACUUCCUGAAGAUCGAACAGGCCCCAAGUUUGAUACCAUCAUUGUCGACACACUUGAGGUUGCCACUAAGCUUCGCACCCUUAACCAUCUCAAGUAUAUUCCCCUUGUUCUGCUAAAUCCAUGCAUCCCCCAAGUUAACCUCAAGCUGUGCUUGGACUUGGGUAUCACAUCUUAUGGUAACACACCCUGCUCGGUGCAUGAUAUUGGCAAUGUUUUGCGGCCAGCCUUGGAAAGCCGUGCUGCUCCUCUUAACAGCGAUGGAGCUAAGCAGUUCCAUAUUUUGCUUGCUGAGGACAAUGUCGUGAACCAGAAGCUGGCUGUGCGCAUUCUGGAAAAAUACAAGCACAAGGUUGAGGUAGUUGAAAAUGGUUUGGAAGCAUUUGAGGCUGUGAAGCGUAAGCGUUAUGAUGUUGUCCUCAUGGACGUGCAGAUGCCCGUUAUGGGUGGUUUUGAGGCCACAGCCAAGAUUCGUGAAUGGGAGAGGCAGAACAUCACAAUUCGUACACGCACUCCUAUUGUGGCAUUAACGGCCCACGCUAUGUUGGGAGACCGUGAACGAUGUAUGCAAGCCCAAAUGGACGAGUAUCUUUCAAAGCCCCUCAAACCGGCUCUUCUUGUCCAAACUAUAAACAAGUGUGCACAUUCUAUUAAUCAGCUCCGGAAUCUUGCAUUGGGCCCUCCAUCAUCAACUGCUGGCGGUGCUACUAUGCCUAAGGGCUAUGGUGUUGGCACCGCUGAUCAAACUAUUAUUGGUCCUGGAGAAGGUACUGCUGCUGCUAGGGCAGAUGGCGCUGGCGCCACAUCGUCUCUUCCGGAUUCACCUCUUUCUUCUGUUUCAUCUCCCUCUGCAGAAAUCCCCGUGCGACCCGGUGGAUUGUCUCAACGUGCUGCUACUAUGGUAGACGUGCGCAGUCAAGCGCGUAUUGAAGAAAUGGAAAAAGAAAAGAAUGUGGAUGCAGGUGCAAACAAACUUGCUCGUGGAACGGGCCGCAGCGGUAGUAGCGGUAGUAUUAUGGACGCCUCAAGUAGUCGCAAAAGCGAGUUUGUAAGACCCGGUGUUCCUCGCAAGUCCAAUGGAAUCUAUCCGCUUGAUGGUGCAUCCUCGACUCAAACUCCCCUGUCGUCAUACCCGUUUCCACCACUGAGAAAGAAAACAGAAACAUUUACAUUUACAAAUCAAGUGACCACUAGCAACAGAAUUGAAGUUCUGGAAGAUGACCAACCCACUCAUAAUAGUGCAAACAUUAGUCCAAUGUCGACGACAACCGUGGCCGCCACUGAGGACUCAGGAACUAUAGAAACAACACGGACCACCGGGGAGAUGGUGGUAAAAUCUGAUGAUUGA
Messenger RNA from Magnusiomyces paraingens, 4578 nucleotides. RefSeq lists its product as uncharacterized. Gene Ontology annotation, cellular component: membrane. The record is from RefSeq and is a predicted model, not a curated record. Bases 1 to 4578 code for a protein of 1525 amino acids. The transcript has a single exon. Gene Ontology annotation, molecular function: phosphorelay sensor kinase activity. Gene Ontology annotation, biological process: phosphorelay signal transduction system; cellular hyperosmotic response; phosphorylation. NCBI's taxonomy places the organism in Eukaryota, Fungi, Ascomycota, Dipodascomycetes, Dipodascales, Dipodascaceae.